AUGUCCGAACUACCAAUAUAUUUCGUAGAUGCUUUCACAAAGACUGCUUUCAGUGGCAACCCCGCGGCAGUAUGCCUGGCGUCAAUUAACAAUGCGAAUCUAACCGACAAACAAAUGCAGAAGGUUGCUAUAGAGACGAAUAUGCCGGCCACAGGCUUCAUCUUCAGCGACGGGGAUGACGAGAGCUUCAAAACACGUUCUAGGUUUGGCCUGCGAUUUUUCACCUCAAAGACAGAUAUAAAUCUCUGUGGCCAUGCAACUCUAGGCUCCACUGCAGUUCUGUUCAAGAAGCUAGGUAGUCGGAUUAAAGUAUUUAAUAAUAAAUAUCUUCAGCAACCCAUUCAUGCCGUAAAAGGCGUGGUUGUACACUCGUCACUUAUACAAGACGUGGAAUACUCGUCCACCACUAACAGCCUACUGGUCAGAUUGUCAGACUGCUGCUCAAGAUCGGAGCUGGGGAGCCUACAGCCCCAGGUACCCCGUAUGGUGGAGAGUGAGAGAACGGGGAAAGUGAGGGGGGUGAUCAUCACGCUGAGGGGGUCCCAGUCUAACGGAGCGGUGGACGCUGAGGGGAGGGGGUACGACUUUGCGUCCAGGUACUUCGCCCCAUGGGUGGGGAUACCGGAGGACCACGUGACAUGGAAACAUAUAGCGGUUAGUAGACGAGGAUCGGCCCACACAGAACUGGCCAGCUACUGGUCCCUACAGCUGGAGAAACGCGAGCUUUAUGCUCGCCAGUGCUCACCCCGGGGUGGGGACAUACACCUGAGGGUGGCGGGGGAGCGGGUACACCUGGCAGGGGACGCUGCCAUCAUUAUGACGGGGACACUUGAAAUAUGA
This is a messenger RNA of Haliotis rufescens (red abalone), 840 nucleotides long. RefSeq names its product phenazine biosynthesis-like domain-containing protein 1. The transcript has 7 exons. Gene Ontology annotation, cellular component: cytoplasm. The record is from RefSeq and is a predicted model, not a curated record. Gene Ontology annotation, molecular function: isomerase activity. NCBI's taxonomy places the organism in Eukaryota, Metazoa, Mollusca, Gastropoda, Lepetellida, Haliotidae. The coding region runs from base 1 to 840 and encodes 279 amino acids. Gene Ontology annotation, biological process: biosynthetic process.